AUGUGGCUCGCUCAACUCGAGGGGCGUGCUUUGACCCUGGGGAUCACCGCAACAUGCGGAACCGCAUUUCUGCUCUUUGGCUUUGACCAAGGAGUGUUCGGAGGCAUCCUGGGGAACAUGAUGUUCCUCUCAACAUUCAAUAAUCCUUCGCCUAGCAUACAGGGCCAGAUCGUAUCAACCUUCGACAUUGGCUGCAUCCUUGGAGCUCUUAUGUCAAUCUUCGUUGGCGACGUCUUAGGCAGACGCAAGACUAUUGCCCUGGGCUGCGUCUUUGUCAUUAUUGGCGGCACCAUCCAAUCAUCCUCGUACGAUAUUGCCCAAAUGAUCGUUGGGCGGAUCGUCGCUGGUCUUGGGGUAGGCAUGAACUCGGCCGCCGUGCCUAUCUGGCAGAGUGAGACGUGCAAGCCCGAGCAUCGCGGCAAGCUUAUCGCUCUACAGCUCGUGCUCGUGAUUGGCGGCAUCAUGCUCACCAACUGGAUGAAUCUCGGCUUCACCUACGUUCAAGACAACGAUGUCAGCUGGAGAUUCCCUAUCGCCUUCCAGAUCUUUUUCGCACUGCUCGCCAUCUUUCUUGUUGCUUGCAUGCCUGAGUCUCCUAGGUGGCUCUGCAUGAAAGGUCGACACGAAGAAGCCCAAACGAUCAUUGCUCGCCUCCAGGCAAAGCAUAGAGACGAUGAAUCUGUUACCGAGGCCUUGCAGCUAAUCGUCGCCAUGGUCACCCACGAACAAGAGCUUGCCAAGGUCGGCUGGCGCGAAAUUUUCUCGAACGGGGAGCAACAAACCUUCCGACGAGUCGCCUUGGGCGCCGGAACCUCGAUCAUGCAACAGAUGGGUGGUAUCAAUGUCGUGGUCUACUAUAUGCCAGUUAUUUUAACAACUUCUUUUGGCUUCAGUGAUCGCACGGCCUUGAUCCUCUCGGCAUGCGACUUCAUCUCGCUGAUGUUCUGGGGCAGUAUCGUCAUGCUUGUCAUUGACAAGUGGGGACGUAAGAAUCUUAUGCUCGUGGGCGCUUUGGCUCAGGGAAUCUCCUUUGGUGUUGCUGCUGCCGGCCUGGGAAUUGGGACGAAAGCCUCCGAGGCCGUUGCUGUCACGGCUAUAUUUGUUUACCAUGUAUUCUUCGGUCUAUCCUUCCUAUCCAUCCCCUUCUGUUAUCCUUCCGAGAUCAACUCUCAACGCAUGCGCAACGUGGGUGCUUCUAUUGCCAUGAUCACAAAUUGGCUCUUCGUCUACGUCAUUGUUCUCAUCACACCAAUCGGUAUUGCCAACAUCGGCUGGAAAUUCUAUAUCAUCUUUGCCGUGCUGAACAUUGCUUGGUUGCCCUUCAUCUGGUACUUCUAUGUCGAGACGGCGGGCCUCUCUCUAGAGGAGAUCGACAAGCUCUUCGAGAUCCACUACAAAGGCGGCAGGGGGAUGACCUGGAAAGAAGCAACGCGUCUAGCAAAGGAAGAAAUUGCCCAGAACAAGAUAGCAGCCCAUGAGAAGAUCUUGCAUGGCAGUGCUACUGUUCAUAGCGAGUUUGGUGAGACGGGAAUGGAUGAUUAGAAGCCUAGAUCCGAUGGCCGAUGCUGUUGAUGGCUUUUUUUCUCUACAAGUCUAUCUUAUAACGCAAAUAAUAAAAUAGAUGUGGUUAUCCCGAAUCAUAUCCUGGG
Molecule: messenger RNA, 1649 nt
Organism: Pseudogymnoascus verrucosus
Lineage: Eukaryota; Fungi; Ascomycota; Leotiomycetes; Thelebolales; Thelebolaceae
Exons: 3
Coding region: 1-1542 (513 amino acids)
Biological process (GO): carbohydrate transport; transmembrane transport
Cellular component (GO): membrane
Molecular function (GO): carbohydrate:proton symporter activity
Source: RefSeq, a predicted model, not a curated record